AUGGAAGAUGAUUGGAUCACAUUGAAAGAAAAAGAAUGCAUUGACGAUGGCGAUAACGAUAUGGCAUUUACUGUUUCAUUUCUUCCAAAUACCGGCAACAAAUAUUUCUUGGCUACUACAGAUGAUACAGUUAAAUUAUACGAUUUUGAAACAGGCCAGCUUUUACAAACUUUUGAAGAAUUAUAUUCGCAAUAUUGUGAUUGUGGGAAAUUCAUACAUCCAGUAGAACCAUUGAAAUCAUCAUCAAAGCUUAUUAUUCCUCAACACGCUUAUUUUAUAACUAGAGGUGUUGAGAUGUUAAAAAAAUCUGAACAUGAAAGAAUAGUGGUCAAUCAAGUAAUGUCAAAUUUUAUAUUCUCUCCAAAAAAUAAGCAAACCUCAACAGUGUCAUCUGGCUUAAAUCGUCUAACAACUCUUUCACCAUUAGCAAGUCUAAAACUUAAUCUUGCUACAUUUUUAUCAGAUUCGGAGCGUACCGGUCGAAUCGAAUAUUCGGAUUCGGAUUGGGUUCGAACCAGAUUAGAAUUAGUAAUUUUGGGAUAG
Entrophospora sp. SA101 is the source of this 543-nucleotide messenger RNA. The record is from the annotation of a GenBank genome assembly. NCBI's taxonomy places the organism in Eukaryota, Fungi, Glomeromycota, Glomeromycetes, Entrophosporales, Entrophosporaceae.